Cladophialophora bantiana CBS 173.52 is the source of this 1293-nucleotide messenger RNA. RefSeq lists its product as uncharacterized. Lineage: Eukaryota; Fungi; Ascomycota; Eurotiomycetes; Chaetothyriales; Herpotrichiellaceae. The coding region runs from base 1 to 1293 and encodes 430 amino acids. Gene Ontology annotation, molecular function: DNA-binding transcription activator activity, RNA polymerase II-specific. Gene Ontology annotation, biological process: regulation of transcription by RNA polymerase II. The record is from RefSeq and is a predicted model, not a curated record. The transcript is spliced from 3 exons.
AUGAGCCCUCAGCCGAGUCCCUAUUGGCAUGGCCGAGAGGAGGGCAGAAAUGCGAAGGGCCAGAAGACUAUAAGAGAGCUUUCAAAAUCCCCCGUUCGUGUCCUCGUCACUGCUGAUCAGUACAAACUGGGACUCGAAGUCACCGACGGCAGAGGCACGGGACGACAUGCCAUCCCGCCGAUUCCAUACCAAGUCUCGUCAUGGAUGCUCGGUGGACGUUGCUCAUUUCUGGACUCCGACCCCCUUGGCGGACCGCUUGUGCAAUCAUCGGGUGAAAGCUCGAGCAGUACGCCUCAAGCAUCAGCCAGCGCCCAAAGUCCCGAACAAAAAAGCGACAGUCUCAACCUGUAUGAUGAGGAACUCAUCCGGCGCUGGUCAGAAGUUACCUGCUUCACCAUGGAUGACCGCCACGAAGUAUUUCCAAUGUGGCAGGUGACUGUUCCGGGUCUUGCCUUAAACCAGCCCUUUUUGAAGCACGGCUUGCUGGCGCUGGCAGCGAUGCAUAUUCGGUAUACAUCUCCUCUCCCGCUGCAGACAAAAUACCUCGACCUUGCUAGUCAACAUCAGGACAGAGCGCUGGAGGGAUAUAUCCCACAGCUCCAAGAUAUCACACCAGAGAAUUAUCACGCUCUUUUUGCGUUUUCGGCUCUGCUCCUGGCCAUCCAGUACUCUUUCAUCUCCGUGUUGGACGGCGAGAUCGACAGCCACAAGUACGUUGCUGAAGUCAUUUCCGUCUUUGAAUAUGUGAUAGGCGCGACUGUUAUUGCCUUUGAAGGCGAAGUAUGGCUGCGACAAGGCGGCAUGAAGCCUCUGAUGGAGAGGGGGACCGAGCCUCAAAGCAUCCUGCCCGAGCUGAUCGAGGACCCACGAACCGUCCUCGGCAGUCUCUUGUCUUACCUGCGGCAUCUGGACGAGAAGCCGGGACCGAGCUCGGAGACUGAAACGACAGCCAACAUGCCCAUUUAUGUGCGCAGCAUCGAGAUGUUGACCAACGCUUUCCCCACCGAGGACAGCGAGAGGCGGAUGUUGGAUGACAUGAUCGGUUGGCCUCAUUACGUGGGCGCGGACUUGGUGCGGCUGCUCCGAGCACAGGAUCAAAUGGCGCUUGUGAUCCUCGCACAUUACGGCGUGGCUCUGGAUGCUUUCACGGAUAUUUGGUGGUUGGAGGGGGUGGGUGCUCGCCUGGUACACGGGAUUGCACGCAUGUUGCCUGUCGAGUUCAUUCCGCUAGUUCAAUGGCCGCUGGACAAGGUCUCGACAGGGGCAUCAAUGAAACACAUGUAUAUAAUAUGA